UUUUAUGAACAUAUGAAGAAGAAUUUCAUUUACCUUGGCUUGAUUGGAUCUGCCGGUUGUUUGUUGUUGCGCGUAGGUGCAUUUUCUAAUGGCAUAGUGAUAUUUGCCUUUUAUAACUGAUCAAGUUUGUUUUGUAACCUUAUAUGCAACAACAAGGUUAAGUGGUACAGCAAUGGCGAUUGAAAUUGAGUCUGCUGACGUGGUCCGGUUGAUUCAGCAAUACCUGAAGGAGAACAAUCUUAUGAGAACAUUGCAAACUCUACAGGAAGAGACCACUACCUCGCUCAACACCGUCGACUCGGUGGACAGUUUUGUCGCCGACAUCAACAAUGGCCACUGGGACACUGUGCUCAAAGCGAUUCAGUCGCUCAAACUGCCAGACAAGAAACUCAUCGAUCUAUACGAACAGGUAGUGUUGGAGCUGAUUGAGCUGCGCGAGCUGGGCGCCGCCCGCUCCCUGCUGCGGAACACCGACCCCAUGAUCAUGCUGAAGCAGCAGGAGGCUGACCGAUACGUCCACCUCGAGAACCUGCUGGCUCGGUCCUACUUCGACCCGCGCGAGGCGUACCCGGACGGCUCGAGCAAGGAGCGCCGGCGGGCGGCGAUUGCGCAGGCGCUGGCCGGCGAGGUGUCGGUGGUACCGCCCAGUCGUCUACUGGCGCUGCUCGGACAGGCGCUCAAGUGGCAGCAGCAUCAGGGUCUCCUGCCUCCAGGUACCCAGAUCGAUUUGUUCCGUGGUAAGGCAGCCAUCAGGGAACAGGAAGACGAAACCUACCCCACACAGCUCUCCAAACAGAUCAAGUUCCGAAAGAACCACCCAGAAUGUGCUGCGUUUUCGCCGGACGGCCAGUACCUGGUGACCGGCACAGUAGACGGCUUCAUCGAGGUCUGGAACUUCACCACGGGAAAGAUCAGGAAGGAUCUCAAGUACCAGGCCCAGGACAACUUUAUGCUGAUGGAGGAGGCGUGUCUGUCGCUGGCGUUCAGCCGCGACUCGGAGAUGCUCGCCUCGGGCAGCCAGGAGGGACGCAUCAAGGUGUGGAAGGUGACCACCGGCCAGUGUCUGCGCAAGUUCGAGCGCGCCCACACCAAGGGCGUGACCAGCAUGCAGUUCUCGCGGGACAACAGUCAGCUGCUGAGCACGUCCUUCGAUAACACCAUUCGUAUUCACGGUCUGAAGUCUGGUAAGACGCUGAAGGAGUUCCGGGGACACACCUCGUUCGUCAACAGCGCCACCUUCAGCGUCGACGGCCACAGCAUCAUCAGUGCCUCUUCGGACGGCACGGUGAAAAUCUGGAACGUAAAGACCACCGAGUGCAUCAACACGCUGAAGCCCUUGGGUGGCGUCAGUGGCGAGGAGUGCCACGUCAACAAUGUCUCACUCCUGCCCAAGAACCCGGAGCACUUUGUCGUCUGCAACCGCUCCAGCACCAUCGUUAUCAUGAACAUGACUGGACAGACGGUGCGCUCAUUCAGUACCGGUAAGCGGGAGGGCGGCGACCUGGUGUGUUCGGUGGUAUCCCCGCGCGGCGACUGGAUCUACGCAGUCGGAGAGGAUCUCGUGCUCUAUUGUCUGUCCACUACCUCCGGCAAGCUGGAGCGAACAUUGAACGUUCAUGAGAAGGACGUCAUCAACGUGACACACCACCCGCACCAGAACCUGAUCUGCACGUUCAGCGAGGACGGCCUGCUGCGGCUCUGGAAGCCGUGAGACCGUCGGUCUCGACCUUUUCGCCGUUCCGUGCUUCAUCAUUUUCAUGUAUCCGGCGGCGCAGUCUGGCCGCUCGUGUGUGUCUGCUGGGUGGCCGCGUCCACUGCCGUCGCAGUGAAUGGAUGGUGGUCAAUACAUCGUCGCUUCAUUGUA
This is a messenger RNA of Amphibalanus amphitrite, 1864 nucleotides long. RefSeq names its product WD40 repeat-containing protein SMU1-like. Lineage: Eukaryota; Metazoa; Arthropoda; Thecostraca; Balanomorpha; Balanidae. The coding region runs from base 173 to 1711 and encodes 512 amino acids. Gene Ontology annotation, biological process: mRNA splicing, via spliceosome. Gene Ontology annotation, molecular function: protein binding. Gene Ontology annotation, cellular component: precatalytic spliceosome. The record is from RefSeq and is a predicted model, not a curated record. The transcript has 12 exons.